Messenger RNA from Tribolium castaneum (red flour beetle), 3504 nucleotides. Its product is annotated as integrin alpha-PS1. The transcript is spliced from 11 exons. Gene Ontology annotation, molecular function: integrin binding. Gene Ontology annotation, biological process: cell-cell adhesion; integrin-mediated signaling pathway; cell-matrix adhesion. The record is from RefSeq and is a predicted model, not a curated record. Bases 109 to 3318 code for a protein of 1069 amino acids. Gene Ontology annotation, cellular component: integrin complex; external side of plasma membrane. NCBI's taxonomy places the organism in Eukaryota, Metazoa, Arthropoda, Insecta, Coleoptera, Tenebrionidae.
CUCGUCGACCUCAGUCAUGAUGAUGCUGGCGCGUUAGAGGUUUGUAACUUUAGUGCGUCCCCAAGUCGUUAAAACAUCGCUAAAAAUGUACUAAAACCCCCUUUCAAAAUGAUCACUUGGUCUGUAAUCGUCCCCUUGGUAGUGUUAACCACCCGGACGUUAGUGCUAAGCUUCAACAUCGAAAUACGCGAACCCAUUGUCAAAAAAUCCAAAGACAAAAACUCUUAUUUCGGAUUCAGUGUCGCCCAACAUGCAGUGAAUUCAAACAGCCGUUCUGCCGACGAUUAUUGGAUUUUGGUGGGGGCGCCCUUGGGGCGGAACCUCCAGCCCUUCACGAACCGUUCGGGGGCGCUUUACAAGUGCCCUAUGAGCCGGCGAGACAACGACUGCGAGCAGAUCGAAACAGACGGCAAACGACUGGCCGGAGGGAGGUAUAAGUUCAAUGUUUUCGACUAUGAGGACACACCGUCAACGAGAAACGAAGCAGUGCUUUCGCCACCGUCAAACGACGAAAUCAAGGAUAAUCAGUGGCUGGGAGUAACAGUCAAGUCGCAAAAACCGGGCGGAAAAGUGGUGGUUUGUGCACACAGGUACAUCCAGAGCCCGAACUUGACUUCACACCACUAUGGAUACGGGCUCUGCUACCUGCUGAACAACGAGCUGAACGUGGAGGACGCCCUGGAGCCGUGCAAAGGCCGGCCCGUAGAAAAAUUGCAUCAACAGUACGGUUAUUGCCAAGUGGGCACAAGUCUCGCCUUCCUCUCCGACGACUUCGUGUUAAUGGGAUCCCCCGGGCCUUACACUUGGCGCGGGACAAUUUUUGCCAAAAAUGUAGUCGGUAGUUUCCUCGAACGGGACAAGACCGUCUACAGAGGCCCCCUAAACGACCAAGACACCCCCAUAGCCAAGUACAGCUACCUCGGAAUGAGCGUAACCGGGGGCCACUUUUUCUCGAAAAAAACCCUAACUUACGUCUCGGGAGCCUCACGCUCCAACCUAAGCGGACAAGUCUUUUUCUUCAAUAAAACCAAAUCAGAGGAACAGCUCAACAUUCGCCUGAUAAUCAACGGGACGCAGUUCGGGUCCAGCUUCGGUUACGAAAUUUUGGCCGUGGAUUUUGAACAAGACGGCUACGAUGAACUGCUCGUGGCAGCCCCCUUUUACUACGACAAAGACCACGGGGGCGCCGUCUACAUUUACAACAAUUUGCGCAACUGUACGAGAGAUAAGUGCGCCCCCAGUCAGAUUUUCACAGGCAAAGCUGAGUCAAGGUUCGGUUUUUCGAUGACUGCACUUGGCGAUAUAAAUAAGGACGGUUUUAUUGACGUGGCAAUUGGGGCCCCGUAUGAGGACAAUACCGGGGCUGUUUACAUUUAUCUGGGCCAGAAAGGGGGGCUGAGAAGCGAACCCUCGCAAAUUAUCAAGUUUGGGGAAAGGGAAGGACUUAAAACUGUGGGCUAUUCGUUGAGUGGUGGCAUGGAUAUGGACUUGAAUGAUUAUCCCGAUUUGUUAGUGGGGCUGUAUGACUCCGAACGGGUUAUUUUGUUCAAAACUAGGCCCAUUAUUGAUAUUGGGAUUAGGGUGGUGGGGGAUGAGUUGAGGAAUAUUAAUGCGUCCAAGAAGGGAUGUCGGGAGGAUCCGCACAGCGACAAAACUUGUUUUUCGUUCAAGACUUGUUUCAAAUUCCGCAAAUUUCGCCUAACUAAGGACAUCGACAUUCGCUACGAAAUCAAGGAAUUGCCGAAGAAAGCACCACGUGUAACAAUCGGCAACGACACAUUUGUCACAAAAAUGAUCACAGUUACGGAUAUCUCACGUGAAUAUUGCACCAGCGAAACGGCCUAUCUUAUUGAAGGAAACGGCGAUAUUCUCUCGCCCAUUUCGUUCCAAGUAAACUACACGAUUUAUAAAGACGAUGUGGAUUCACCAAUUUUGAAUAAAACUUCAAUCAAGACUUUCGAAGCCACGUUCCAGAAAAACUGCGGCCCGGAUGACAUUUGCAGGAGCAAAUUGAUUCUAAAUGCACGUCCAUUGGCACUUAACGAAACACCCGAGGGUCACUAUUUGUUCAAUCUGGGGGUGGAGAAGGAACUCAUUUUGGAGGCCAAUGUCGCAAAUGAGGGCGAAUCGGCCUACGAAGCGCGACUUUUCGUAAUACAUCCGGAAAGUCUGAGCUACGUGGCGCUCCAAAGCCAAAAUAAAUCGGGCAACACAAUUUGCACUUCAAAUGGCACAACUGUGGUCAUCUGCAACCUGGGGAACCCUUUCCAAGAAAACCAAUCCGUCUCUCUGCCCCUACGUUUCGAAAUCGCAAACACCAAGCAAUCGCGACUCGAACUAAAAGUCUUCGUCAAUUCAACCUCUGAAGAACUGUCCAAACAAACGUCACAAUCCUUCGUUGCAAUUUUGAAAAACAUCGUCUCUUUGAGCAUCAAAGGUGACAGCAAGCCGGUGAACGUCCUAUUUUCAGGCGAGCCAAAAGGCCAGUCCGCCAUGCGGUUCUUUGAAGACAUCGGGCCGAGAAUAACACACGGCUACAGCAUAAUCAACGAGGGGAAGUGGCACAUCCGCAACAUGCAAGUCGAGAUUUUGUGGCCGUUUCAAGUCAAAACCGAUCGGAAAGAAGGCGGAAAGUGGCUCCUGUACUUAGAGAAGGAGCCUCUAAUCGACUACAACACGACUAAUUUCUGUUCAGUCGAUUCGCGUUUUGUGAAUCCGCUUAAAGUGAACGUUUCCGGGAUGGAGGACCCGGACUUGGACGAACCGGAACAUGUGAGGCGGAGGAGGGACGUCGCGACGGUCGUCCAACCCGAAACGAGGGUCGAAGAGGACGGAAAAGUCCGGAAGAUUGUGACAAUGGCGUGUCACAAAACGGCAGCUUGUGUCAAAAUUUUGUGCACAAUUCCGCAGCUUGAAGGUGGGGGGCAGGUCAGGAUCCGGGUUUAUGCCCGCUUGUGGAAUUCUACGUUAAUUGAGGACUACAGUCAAGUCGAUUAUGUCACAAUCGAGUCACAAGCCGUCGUUUCCAUCAACGAACCGGCCACGAUUUUAACCGAUAAUUCCAUAAAUAGUGUUUCGGUCAAGGUGGUGGCGUUCCCGGCGCUUACUUUGGUCGAUAAGGGGGUUAAUAUUUGGAUUAUUAUCGGGUCGGUGAUUGCCGGUCUUGUCCUAUUGGUUAUCGUUGUGUUUGCGUUGUAUAAAUGCGGAUUCUUCAAACGAAACCGAAUCAAAGAUCACACACUUUCCGGUAAUUUGAAGAAACAAGGAGAAAGUGAGACUUUGCUAAAGGAUAGUGGGAGUAAGCCAGCUAAAAGCUGAUUGUGAUAAAAAACUGUUCAUUAUUUAUAGUGCUGGAUGUGUGAAUGUUCAUUGUUGCGUUGCUUAAUUUCGUACUUAAGAAACUUUUUUAUCUCGAUUUGUUGUUAGAUAAGUUGUACAGAUAGACUUUAUUAUUAGUUUAAGCCUCCUGUAGAAAAUAUUUUUAAAUAAAUUUUUUGAAACAUA